GCACCGCCACUCAUCCAUCAAACCCAGACAGCCAGAGAAAUAGCUGCGCCACAGUUUGUCCAUCGUGAGCACUGGCCCUCACUAUGGUAAGUACAUAGUUACUGUGUACAUCCCUACCAAAGCUUCCAUCAGGUAUCUUUUUAUCGGUGUUCAUGAAUACAUAUCACGCUAACCACUCGCCCAUGAUUCUGUGGUGAAUCGUCGGAAGUCACAUUGGUGUCACAUCUCGUUGUCUUUUUCUGAACUGCUUUCACAUUUUCACCACCACAAUUCUAAUUCCUUGUAUCAGGCUGAGGAACCAGUGAGCUCAGCUCGGUCUGACGACAAGGACUAUCAAAGAUACAAGUCAUUCUUUUCUGACGCUGUCAUUAAUUGUGACGCUCCUGUCAAUUUUGACCCUGGGAAGUCUCAGGUUGUCAAGAAUCCCUACCAAGAUUCCGACCUAAAAGACGAUUGGACCAUGGCUGACCCUGCUGUCGCGGCUGCUGAGCCUGCUCACCUCCAACCUUACCGAACCAUGUUUGUGACUAUUGGUUCUAUCGCCUCAUUCAAGGAUCUCGUUGAGGAGGUCGUAUCCGACAAGUUUCUGGAGACUCUUGCUGAACUCAAGUUUAACCGACUCAUUGUUCAGUGCGGCCCUGACCUGGAGCUCUUUGAACGCCUUCGCCCUCAGAAGGGAUUCGACAGCCACUGGAUUGAUAUCAGUGGAUUUGCCUACACUGAUGAUAUGAAGAGCCACUUGCUGAAGUGCGCUCCUUCCAAUGGUGGACUUUUCAGUGAGAAGCGUGGUAGAGGCAUCAUCAUGGCUCAUGCAGGCGCUGGUACCAUUCUGGAAGCUCUGACUGUUGAUGCUAGAGUUAUCGUUGUUCCCAACACCUCUCUCAUGGACAACCACCAGCUUGAGCUCGCCGAGGAGCUUGACAAGCAAGGUUACCUGAUUCAAGGUCAUCUUGGUCAGCUACACGCAGAUGUUGAGAAGAUGGAGAAGUUUGAGCCUGUCAAUUGGCCGCCGAAGCGACCCAAGGACUCGAGAUUCGGACAUGUCGGCGAUAUCAUCAACUGGAUGUUGCCCGCCAAGGAUAUCACCGAGGCACCCGAGGAGGAGGUACGCCAAAUGCCAUUAGAGGAGCAGAUGUGGUAUGAUAUGUAUGCCAACCAGCCAUUUCCCGACGGUGAUCCACGUCAUGAGUUUCUCAAUGGCCUCAUUACAAAGAAGAAGACCGAAAUGUUCGGUGAAUGGCGCGCCAAUUGGUACGCCAAGAGAAAGAUCGCAGACAGGCUGAGCAAGGAGAAGCAGAAGGGCGAGGAGGAGCAGGAGCAGGAGGAAGUGGUGGACGAGGAGGCCAAAAACCCACGUCACUAGGAGCACAAGCCUUCGCCGUGCUCUUCUCAUAUGUACCCAUUUCGAUACAUGAUCGGCCGGCUUCACGAACAGGAUGCGAAGGAAGAUGAAAGCGUGGCCAAGAACGGGCAAGAGGCUUUCACCAGUGACGAUGGUUGUUUCCUGAGCAAGGAUGCUGCGUUUGAUGAUGCAAUGGACACAUACACGCCUCUCUGGCUCGACUGAGUCUACAUCGGUCAAGCUGGUAAUUGCAUCAUGAAUCUGAGAGAAGCUAUGUUUUUGAUUCUGGUUGGUCCUCACGAGGACUAACAUUGGCAUAUGGAAAUAUGGAUCUGGAGGUUUUGGCGUUCUGAAAAAGGAUGAUACCCGAUUUGCAUUUCUAGUUUGCAGUGUGCUUUUGCUACUUGGUAGAAUAAUUCGAGCCGUGAACUCCGAGUUUUUCUGUUCUCGAUUUCCG
Truncatella angustata is the source of this 1799-nucleotide messenger RNA. RefSeq lists its product as uncharacterized. The coding region runs from base 461 to 1363 and encodes 300 amino acids. Lineage: Eukaryota; Fungi; Ascomycota; Sordariomycetes; Amphisphaeriales; Sporocadaceae. Gene Ontology annotation, molecular function: hexosyltransferase activity. Gene Ontology annotation, biological process: dolichol-linked oligosaccharide biosynthetic process. Gene Ontology annotation, cellular component: UDP-N-acetylglucosamine transferase complex; extrinsic component of endoplasmic reticulum membrane. The transcript is spliced from 3 exons. The record is from RefSeq and is a predicted model, not a curated record.